GGGGUAUACACCAUCUCAUCCUCUCUCCUCCAGGUGCCAACAUCACUUGCCCUCCUGGGCUCUGACCCGGACCAAACUCAUCAUGCCUCGGGGUCAGAAAAGUAAGCUCCGUGCCCGUAUGAAACGCCGUCAGUCCCAGGAAGAGACACUGGAUGUAGAAGGGGAUCAGACCACUGCAGCAGUUGAAGAGGAGUCCACCUCCUAUUCCUCUUCUCGUUUCCAGAGUACUCCCCAGAGUUCGCCAGCUGCUAUGUCAGGUACCAAUCCCACCAUCACUUCUAAUGGCGCUGUUUCAUACACAAGGGUUAAUGAAGUUGCCAGCUACCAAGAAAGUCCAGGCCACGGGCAGGCCCAGCCCACCGCUGAGCAUUUGGGCAGAGGCCCUAUAGAUAAGAAGGUGAUUAUAUUGGUAUAUUACCUGCUGUACAAGUAUCAAAUGAAAGAGCCCAUUAAGAAGGCAGACAUGCUGAGAAAUAUAAUCCAAAUAUACAAGAAGCAAUUCCCUGAGAUCCUCAGGAGAGCCUCUGAGCACCUGGAGCUGGUCUUUGGCCUUGACUUGAAGAAAAUGGACCAUAACAGGCACAUCUAUGUCCUCGUCAACAAAUUGGAAUUCAGCUACGACGGGAGGCUGAGUGAUGACAUAGGUGUGCCCACGACCGGCCUCCUGAUGACUAUCCUAGGCAUUAUUUUCAUAAACGGCAACUGCGCCACUGAGGAGCAAGUCUGGGAAGUGUUGAGUGUGAUUGGGUUAUAUGCUGGCAGGAAUCAUUUCAUCUUUGGGGAGCCCAGGAAGCUCAUCACCAGGGAUAUGGUGAAGCAAAAGUACCUGGAGUACCGGCAGGUGCCCAACAGUUAUCCUCCAUGCUAUGAAUUCCUGUGGGGUCCCAGAGCCCGUGCUGAAACCAGCAAGAUGAAAGUCCUGGAGUUUUUGGCCAAGAUCAAUGAUACCACGCCCAGUGCCUUUCCAUCCUGGUAUGAAGAGGCUGUGAAGGACGAGGAAGAGAGAGCCCAAGCCAGAGCUGCAGCCAGGGCUCGAAUUAGUGCCAUGGCUCAGGCACGUGCCAGGGCCGUGUCCCGCAGCUCCUCCUCUCCCCAGUGA
Molecule: messenger RNA, 1099 nt
Organism: Trichechus manatus latirostris (Florida manatee)
Lineage: Eukaryota; Metazoa; Chordata; Mammalia; Sirenia; Trichechidae
Product: melanoma-associated antigen B10-like
Exons: 1
Coding region: 83-1099 (338 amino acids)
Biological process (GO): negative regulation of transcription by RNA polymerase II
Cellular component (GO): nucleus
Source: RefSeq, a predicted model, not a curated record